Messenger RNA from Stegodyphus dumicola, 3125 nucleotides. It is a transcript of the gene mRNA-cap, whose product is annotated as RNA guanylyltransferase and 5'-phosphatase mRNA capping enzyme. Gene Ontology annotation, biological process: 7-methylguanosine mRNA capping; protein dephosphorylation. NCBI's taxonomy places the organism in Eukaryota, Metazoa, Arthropoda, Arachnida, Araneae, Eresidae. The record is from RefSeq and is a predicted model, not a curated record. Gene Ontology annotation, molecular function: mRNA guanylyltransferase activity; ATP binding; mRNA 5'-triphosphate monophosphatase activity.
AACAGUAACGCUUGCAACCUUUGAUUGUGUGUCUACUUGUUUUGAAAAGGAAUCGAAAAUAGUUCCAGAUGAUAUAUUACUUUUCAUUUAUAUAAUAUCUUACCAUGUGCUGCAUAUGUGUAACUGCAGCAGGAUUUAUUCUACUGAUCACUUAGGUGCAUAUUUUGUAAACUACUUCCAUAAACAUUCUACAAAGAAUUGCUAGAUAACAAUGGGUGAUCGUAAAAGAAAUAAGAGAGAUCAGGGACCUCCUCCAAGGUGGUUACAUUGUCCAAGAAAAGGAUCUCUUAUUGCUGAUAAAUUCAUUCCUUUCAAAACUCCAUUGGAUGAAAGGUAUGACUCCCAGGUUCCUGAAGAAUGCACAUUUACACCAUCAAUGUUUAUUGCCUCCUUGUCUAGCUAUAAGUUAAAGCUUGGUUUGUGGAUUGAUUUAACGAAUACGACUCGAUUUUAUAAUAAGAAUGAAAUUGAAGAUCAUGGAAUAAAGUAUGUCAAACUCCAGUGUCGAGGACAUGGUGAAUGUCCUUCUGUUGAACAGACAACCUUUUUUAUUGAGAUCUGCCAAAGGUUCAUUUCUCGGAAUCCUCUAGAAGUUAUUGGUGUCCAUUGUACUCAUGGUUUCAAUCGCACAGGUUUCCUCAUAAUUGCAUAUUUAAUUGAAAGUCUGUCAUGGAGUGUUGAUGCUGCUGUGCGUUGUUUUAGUCUAGCCCGUCCACCAGGAAUAUACAAAGAGGAUUAUAUUGAAGAGUUAUUUAGAAGGUAUGAUGACAUAAAUGGUGUGAUGCCUGCUCCUCCUCUUCCAGACUGGUGCAAUGAGCCUGAAGAUGUAGAUGAUGAUGGCAAAACUCUGAAUGAAGCAGAAAAAGAUAAAUCAAAUUACAGGCCUCCUUUGAAGAAACGAAAAGAGUUUCAUAAAAAGAAUCCUGUUUUUAUGGAAGGUGUACCUGGUGUAACACCUGUUACUGACCACAGCCUUUUAAAUUCAAUUCAACAAAAAUGUCAGCACAUGUGUGGUUGGAAAAAUUCUGGAUUUCCUGGUUCUCAGCCUGUGUCCAUGCAUAUCCGUAAUCUAAAAUUAUUACACGAGAAACCAUACAAAGUGAGCUGGAAGGCGGAUGGUACAAGGUACAUGAUGCUUAUAGAUAAGGAAGAUAAGAUCUAUUUCAUUGAUCGGGAUAACUGUGUCUUUAAAGUAGAUGGUUUAUGGUUUCCCCGUAGGAAAGAACCUGACAAGCACUUGUUUAAUACACUUUUAGAUGGGGAAAUGAUAAUUGAUAAAGUUGAUGGGCAUGAUGUUCCAAGAUACCUUGCAUAUGACAUUGUGAAGUUCGAGGGUAUUGAUGUUGGGAAAACAGACUUUGAUCGACGAUUGCUGUGCAUUAAUAAAGAGAUCAUCUAUCCACGCAGGCAAGCAAUGACUGAAGGAAGAAUUGAUCGUAUGAAAGAACCUUUCAGCGUGAGAGCAAAAGAUUUCUGGGAUAUUACCUCAGCAAGACAGAUUCUAGGAGAGAAAUUUAAAAAAGAUAUGUCUCAUGAAGUUGAUGGUCUGAUUUUUCAACCUGUGCCUGAUCCUUAUAUUUGUGGACGUUGCAAAGAUGUACUUAAGUGGAAACCAGCUAACUUAAACUCAGUGGAUUUUAAACUUGUGAUACAGCAAGAAAGAGGUGAAGGGCUUCUUCCUACUAAAGUUGGUUUACUGUAUGUUGGUGGUUACAGUGAACCUUUUGCUAAAAUCAAGGUUACAAAAGCUAUAAAAAACUUAGACAAGAAAAUUAUUGAAUGUAAAUUUGAAAACAACCAAUGGGUGUUCAUGAGAGAAAGGACUGAUAAAUCUUUUCCUAAUGCACGUAAAACAGCAAUGGGUGUUUGGGAAAGCAUCCGGAAUCCUGUUACUACAGAAAUGCUUUUUCAACAGAUCGAUUGUUUUCGGUGGCGUCCUCCAAAAAAGCCAUAAUCACAAAUAUCUAUACUCAUGGUUCUAAUUUUCGCCAUAAAUGUCACCAAAUUUUGCCAAAGUGCUAGUGGUGACCCCUUUAACCAGAAAGUACCAACAAUUUUUAUAUAAAGAGAAACACACCAAAAUAAAACAUAAAAUCAAAGCAAUAGCCUUGUGUUUGGCAUAGAUUUUUAGUCAAGACUCUUAUCAGUUUCAAAGGCAAACAGGUCCAAUCUGUAGAGAUCUGCUAAUACAUUCACAAUAUUCAGCCAUGUAUUUUCAAAUAUAUAUAAGAUAUUAGAUGAAAUUUUAUUAUUUUUAAAUAAAAAGACAUGUUGGACAUAUAGAAGCAUUCAGUAUAGGAGUGUGUUCUGUGACAUUCACAAAGAGAAUGAUUCAGCUUUAUGGUUACUUUUGAAAAUAAUAUUUUUAGUUUUUCAUGAUGAAUUAUUUCUUAUAAUUAUGUUUGUAAUGUGUAUAGUCACUGAGUGAACAACUGUAACUUUUAGUUCAAGGUUCUGCUUCCACAGUCUAAAGCAAAGAGAAAUUUUGAACUGUUCACAAAAUCAAUCAUGAGAUUGAAAAAUCAAAGUAUCUCUUUUAGAGAUUAGAUUGGGAAGUACAUGUAUAUUUGUACAUAUAUGUACAUAACAUACACAAUCAUACUAUGUAAGUUUCAGUUUAAUGCAAAUAUUGUUACUUUCAAAACAUUGUAUCAGAAUUUUUCUCUCAUAUUCUCAGCUCUAAAAUUUUUAUUUAUGUUUUUUAUUAUAAUAAAAUAAAUAAAAUUGUAAAUAAAAUUUUGAGAUGUGUGAAUAUAGUAGGAUAAAAAAUCAAAUGGAAGAUUUAGCAGGUAUAUAUUUUUUCUGGUGUUGCUAAUUUAAGCCUAUGAAUAUGAUUGUGAUUUAGGAAAUUUUUAAUUUAUGCUGAUUUUAAAAUUUUCCAUUAUUUAUUUUUCAUCUUUAUUUUGGCCUGUAUUCUUUAAAAUAAUUUUAUGAAACUAGUGGGAAAAUGAUUCACAUUUUGUUCUUUUAAUGUGUUUCAAAAACAUAUUAAAUGUCAGCAACCAGAUGCUAUUAGCUAUGUUCACUUAUAGUGGAUAUUAAUUAGUAUAUACUGAAAAAGAUCAUUUUUCAUGUAAGUUGUUUUUGAUCAAGUGUUUUAAAUAAAAUAUAUCUUCAUAUGCCUC